AGAUCUGAGGUCGUGCAGGCGCCCGUGCCGAUCGCGACUUGCAGCCACAGACGCGCCUCCCUCUCCUGUCGUCUACGCCGUCGCGUUGUCUCUUGCGAAAGCGACGAUGGACUUUACAGAGAUCUACAAGCAAACGGGGCAGCUCGUCUCUUUCUCCCCCGGUGCCCACUUUCUGCUUACCGCCAUCCAGGACCGUCUCGUCGUCCGCCGCGCGGACUCCUUCCAGAUCACCCGCUCCUGGCAGCUCGAUCCCUCUCUCUCCGCCACCGCCUCCACCAUCGCUCAACCAGCAAACAAGACAUCUGCGCAGUCUAGAUUUACUACCUCGAGAAGACCUCUUGCCCGUACCCUCGCACCCUCAGACGGGAGUUCUAGCGGGACCACAGGCUGCCCAGUGGACCGAGAUAGUUGGAUCACACACGCAGGCUGGUCGUGCGAUUCAGAGUACAUCCUCGCGGCGUGCGCGCGCAAAGGUAUCGUGGACGUCUUCAAGAUGCGUGACGAGGAAUGGCGCGCGCGGAUAGAGGCCGGCGCUGAAGGUCUUGUCAAAGCCGAAUGGGCCCCCGACGGACGAAGCAUCAUCUGCUGGAGUGAGUGGGCGCUAAGAGUGACCGUCUGGAGCUUGGUGACAGGCUCCCCGACGUACAUCCAGUAUCCUGCUCAUCCUGACCGAGGGUAUGCCUUCCGCUCCGACGGGCACUACCUCGUUCUCGCAGAACGUCACAAAUGCAAGGACAGCAUCGGCGUGUACGACGCGACUGCCACAUAUCGCAUGGUCAGGCACUUUCCGCUGCCUACUGCGCUCUUCUCCGCACUCAGCCUUUCGCCCACGGGGAACCAUGUUGCAGUUUGGGAGGGCCCGCUCGAGCACAAAGUAUACGUCUUGAGCUUGGCAGGCGAGCUCCUUGGAACGUUCGCGCCCGAAAAGGACCCUGGCUUCGGUAUACGAGCAGUUGCAUGGCAUCCAGCCGGGAUAUUCCUCGCCGUUCUAGGCUGGGACGACAAGGUGCAUGUCCUGGAGAACCUGACAUGGGGCCCGAUCGCCACAUUCGAGCUGCACAGUCGAAUACCGGCGGGUACGACGAUAUGGCGUGAACCAUCUGACUGGAUCGAGACCACCGGGGGACGUGGUUUCCUCUCAUACGAACGCGUCCAAGCUCCUCACACACUCACCCUGAUCUCGCACGAUCGUACCAAGCCUCCACCAGGGCUCUCCACAGCAUCCAGACCGUCGACCUCUGAGCACCUGGCGUGGAACGUCGACGGAACGACUCUCAUGGUGCGCUACGGCGGUGCGCCGGAGGCAGUCUGGCUUUACAACUUCCCAAGCUUUGCCCGACCGUCCGGAGACAAGGCCGGCGAGCCUACGCCCACACCCGUACUUAAGCCAAAGCUCAGGAGCGUGCUGCUGCAUGCAAGUGCGGUGACGAGCGUGCGGUGGAAUCCCGUUCGGAAGGGCUCUCUCGCCUGUGCGACGGGCGGCGGGGCUGUCUAUCUGUGGAGCGAUGAGUGGGAGUCCACGUCUGCAGAGGGUGGGGCGAGCGAUGGAACAACAGGAGGAGUGGCAGAGGAAGUGGCGGAGUGUGUAGGGGUACCUGCGAGGAAAUUCGCGGCGCAUACACUGCGGUGGGCGCCGGAUGGCCGGGGGCUGGUGUUGAUGGACCGCGAGACGUUUUGCUGUGCAUUUGAGGUCGAGGAGGGUGAAGAUACGCCUGUCCCUGGGUAAGCAGAUGAUAUAGAAGCUUGCGUAUCAUAGUGGAAUUUGUGUAGGAUUAGGGCGAGCUAUACAGAGACAGUGUCAGCAGUAUUGCAGCGCCUUUGCGAAC
Molecule: messenger RNA, 1826 nt
Organism: Fomitopsis serialis
Lineage: Eukaryota; Fungi; Basidiomycota; Agaricomycetes; Polyporales; Fomitopsidaceae
Product: YVTN repeat-like/Quino protein amine dehydrogenase
Exons: 8
Coding region: 107-1726 (539 amino acids)
Biological process (GO): microtubule anchoring at mitotic spindle pole body; protein localization to mitotic spindle pole body; mitotic sister chromatid segregation
Cellular component (GO): microtubule organizing center; MWP complex; mitotic spindle
Molecular function (GO): protein binding
Source: RefSeq, a predicted model, not a curated record